GGGGACAUUAAGAUAAUAUCCAACAGACGGAACAGGAAUAUAACGCAAACUUGAAUUUUCUUUUAUUGCGCGAAAUGAAAAUAACUAACUGCGAAAAUAAACGGUGCUAAUUGUGUUUUUUUUUGACGUGAUGUGUUCGUAAGCCACUGUUGCUCUCACGGAUUUAAAUGACUUGAAUAUUUCGUUUCUUUAUAAGAUAAACUUUUCAAAGCGAAUCAGGAGCAGAAGGAAACGAAAGGACUUUUUCCCUUUUACCUUGUGGUGGUUGUCAAGGAUUUCAGCCUAUUGAAGACUUGAGGUGGUUCACGAACUAUACCCACUGAGACGGGCGCUGGCGUCGCUUCCCUAGAAUAAGGAGCGAAGAAAAACAACAACAGCAAACGAGAACAACAUCUAAAAGUAAACAACAUCAACAGCAACAAAAAAACAACAGGAGACAUUCUCAGCGAGAAUCCUGAGAUACACGGCGAGGAAGAUUUCAACGCCACCUGGAAUAGUGAUCCCGUGAAAGUUUUGACGAUCGAAGCAAAGAUGAGGGAGAAACAAAGAGGACUUCCGCCAUCUUGAAUCUCUUUUCACUGCUUCUUCUGUUUACUUUCUAUUAACCGCUGGGGGUUUUUAUCAAAGGGCAAUUUUAAAGCUAGAGGAAAUCUCUUGACAUCGUCUCUAUUUCAUCCUCACCUUUUUUCUCUGCGUUACGUUUAAUUUCUCUCUGUGUUUGAUGUGCGUCGUUUAUCUUUCAUCUCCCAUUCUGUUUCUGCAUCGGCUCUGUAUUCCAGGUCUGUAUUAACUUCGUUUUUAUUGCUAAUUUAGAUUCGGUCUUCAUCUGAAAAUUAGAAAUGGAAAGAUAAUAUAUCUUCACGCGCUCUUCUUACCGCCUCUGAGACUUUUUAAUACUAUUAUUCUAGAUUGAUUACUAGUUACUCAAUAUUACUAGUAAAUUACCCACAUAAAACCUUGUAAAUUACAGUGACUUACCCAGAAACCAUUAAUGCUUUCGAAAAAGAAAUCGGUAAUUAAGGUAUUUACGAAUAUAAAUUGAGACUAUCAGUGAAUUUCGUUGAUUGUAUAGUAGCUGUUUAACCUCCAAGCGUCAUUUUUUCUCGUUGACAUUAUCUGGUCCCCGAAGAUAUCCUUCCGUUUGACCUCGGCUUUCCUUCCUUGACCUCGCUGUUUGACCCCGAAAAGUAAUUCGCGGCGCCGGUGUAGUUUUACCGAGAGUAAAACACCGCGGACUGUUUUUCGUGUCUCAAGGUAACCCAUUCCCCCCGCCCCCCUUUUUUUCUCUCGGUAAGAGGGAAAUAAUUACCUUUUUCAUUUGCAAAGAGGGUCAUAAUUACUUUCUUUCCUUCGCAAAGGAAUCAAAAAUUACAUUUUUCCUUUGCAAACAAAUAAAUAAAUACUUUCUUCACUUCGCCAAGAAAACAAACAACUCCUUUUUUCCUUCGAGAAGAAGGAAGACGAGGCGUAUUGACCAGUUCCUCCUUCCUGCUCUGUACUUAUAUUUCUUCCUGCUCUCUGCUGCUCCUUUUUCCUCCUCGCCGCCUCUCCUCUCGAGCGAACCAGAUGGAGGACCUCGGCGAGUUCACCACAGAGUACUUCGCGGGCGUCUCCAUCAGAGACGAGGUCUUCAGCAGGGCGGUUACCACGUCAAGAUCUCAAGCAGGGCCCGAAGCAGAAGUCGCCGAUGACAACGGCGUCAUGGUAGGCGUGACGCCCACGAACAGUAGCAGCGUGGGCAUUAGCUACCUCCGGACGGCGCCGUGGGUGGUGCCCUUGCUGGCUGUCGCAGCGACGAACGCAGCGGCCAUUGUGGCGUUUGAGGUCUAUGUCCUAGUAAGAGCCGUUCAUGGAACGCCAUCUCGUCGUCAUUUGUUUUUGGGGCAAUGCCUCUUGCUGGGUCUCCUCAUGUGCUCUCUCUCUGGUCUCCCCAUAGCCCUGUCGCCCACGCCACUUUCCUGUGCUGCUACGAGGCUGCUCGUUGGUGUAUCAGGUGCCGUGAUAUUUGCUACUCUACUUGUGAAAUGUGUUUUCCUGAUCUCUCUCAAUUCGGGAGUGUAUUUACCUGCCCAUUAUCAAGGACUUCUGUUGUUCUUCAUAGUCUUGGUUCAGGUAAGCGUGAACAUCCAGUGGCAGUGGUCUUCCCCGGCGGGAGUCACUGUCGUGAGAGAUGAAGUGACAGGAAGCCUCCAGCUCUCCUGCGUCGCCCCCUACAGGCAGUUCCUCCUGUCUCUCAUUUAUGUCAUCGUUCUCAUCAUAGCCGUUGCCGCUUUAGCUAUCAAGUGUCGCGGCGUUCGAGAGAAUUAUCGUGAGGCCUCUUACAUCGGAGCAGCCAUGGGCUUAGUGUUACCUCUGUGGUUAUCGUGGACUCUUGCAGGUCUAAUUCUCCCAUCAAGUGUACAGCCUGCUUGUCUAGGCUUCGGAAUGGUAUCAACAGCUACGAUAGUCUUUGUUGUCAUGUUUAUACCAAAAGGCCGACAACUGGCUGCCAUAGGCAAGGAAGGCCUCUACCGGGAAGAUCGAGACGAACGAAUGUCGACGGUUUCUGGAGGCGCCCGAUAUUCCCCUUCUUUCUUUCUCUUCAAACCGAUCAAGCCCCCGAAGGACCUACUGCGACCAGCUAACUCUAUUUAUAAGACGCAUUUCUCGGAUCUUUUCGCAUAUGGGGCCCUUCCCAAACCUCCCCAGCCACCAGCACCUUACUGGCCAGCACCACUUCAUUACUAUCAGCACUAUUAUCCAGGUGUAAGCCGACCUGAUGAAGGAGUCUACACUAGCAUAGACAGACCUGCUCCUGAAUAUGGUGUUUCUUCCAACCCUAACUUCUACUUGUUCCGGUCACAUGCACAUGCUGGCAUGAUGUACUAAAUGCUAAUUUCUUGAAGUAAGAAUCAUCAAACUUUGGAAAGUACUCCAUGAGGCUACAAUGCAGGCCAAAAGAAGGACGACAAGAUUUGAAACACUCCAGCGCUACAGAAGACAUUCAGCACAAACCAGUAACUGACAUGGAUCCUACUUGUUCAAAAGAUAGGAUUUUUUAUUCAGUAAAUCAUGGUGCACGACUAAUAGCAGUACAUAUCCCAUAAGAAAUGUGGUAUACAUUUUGAUGACUGGGUUAAGUGAUAAAUUUGACUUGUCUGCUCAACGGAACAUUCCAUAUUUUAAUAGGAGAAUCUAUUCAUCUAUUUACUUUCUAUUUUAUGAGCAUAUUUAGAUACAUUCAGGAAGUUUGAUACGUAUGUAAAUUAACUGAACAGUAUGCCUUUUAAAUAAAAGUAUCAUGAAUUUCAGGGAAAUCUUGUGAAGUCUUUCAGAAUUCUAUUGCAACAGAAAUGGAAGUUGAGAAAUUUAACAUUUUAGUAUUCUUUACACAUUCAACAUGCAGUAUUCCAGAAUUAGCUUUAUGUAAAUAUUCCAGAACAUUACUCUCAAAAGGUACAUUUAAAAAAUAAGCGUAGAUGGAACUACAUGUUCAAUAGUUUGGAGCUGUACUUUAUGGGGGGAUUAUUCAUAUAAUACGCAAGUUUAUGAAACUUUAAAACAAAAUGCUUCUAGUUCCAACAAGUAUUGUAACAAUUGCUUGAAAACAAAGAGAAUGUCAUGAACAUUCUAAAUAUGCACCUUGUUGAAAGAAACUUUAAUAAAUAUAUAUAUACAAGUAAGCUGGAGCUAAUUGUUUAGGUAAAUGCAUUGAAUCUGAAAAAUAGUUCUAAAUAUGACAAAACUAAUGAUUUCAGUAAAAAAAAAAUGUUUUAUAAAGAAACCUUAAAAUAUAAAUUACAUUAAAUUUAAGGAAACUAGUAUUAGUUCUUUUAUGCUUCAUAUGCAUUACUAUGGUGCAUAUAAAAUUAAAUUUAUUCCCACAAAGUAUCUGCAUGUAAAUACAUGUAUAUAAUAUACAUAAAAUUUUCUAUCAACAGUAGUUCUAGUACUAAGAAUAGUAUGUAGGGUAACUAUUGUCAACUUUAAAAACCAGAAAUUUAGUGGGACUAGAAAAACGGAACUUCUUUCCUUUCAAAAAAAUGAAAUGUUCAGAUUAGCUAAUGAGAAUCCAAGAUGUUCAGAUUAGCUGAUAAGAAUCUGAGUGCAUUGCUUACAGCUAAAUUACAUGAUUUUAUUUAUCCAGAACCAGUCUGUGAAAACCAGUGAAAUUUAAAGAAAUUUUUGGUUUCGUUGAUUUACAAGGCCUACGGUUGCCAACUUCCUUUUCAUCUGUAUACUUGUAGGUUACAGUAUGCUCUUUCAAGGUUCACAUCUAAAAAUACGCAAGUUACUUUACUUCAUGCACUAUUGAAGAUGUAAAUAAUGUAUAUUUAAUAUAAGUGAAGUUUGAGAUAUUUUUUUUGCUUUUCAUGUCUUAGCUUUGUUAUGCACCCAAAGCUAUGUAUUGUUGUUGCCAUAUUUCCAAUAAUUAAUUACUGGCAUCUCUGUAGAACUUAAACUAUGACAUUUGUAAUUUGUAUUUUAUUUCAAUUAAGGUUGACUGUCUUUUUGUUACCUACAAUGGUACACAAGCCUUUCUAGUUGAAAAAAAUGUUAUUACUCCAGUAAUUAAAUGGUCUUAAAAGAAGAAAAUUAAAACUACAGUGAAUAUAAGCUGAACUACGAGCUUACACGGUAAUUUACUUAAAAGACCAAAUGAAUAAAAAUACUACUGCAGAAAUGAAAAUGCUAUUACUACACAGAAAUAAAGUCCUUUGGGUAUCACAAUGCAACAUAAGUGAACUUAUUUCAGGUUGUACAGUUGUACAUAAUGAACUGCAAAUACUUGACAUACAAGCUAGAAUUAAGUUUCCAGUACAGCUGUAAGAAUAAAUGUGAUAAUUUUUAA
Macrobrachium nipponense is the source of this 4831-nucleotide messenger RNA. RefSeq names its product metabotropic glutamate receptor 7-like. Gene Ontology annotation, biological process: G protein-coupled receptor signaling pathway. The transcript is spliced from 13 exons. Gene Ontology annotation, cellular component: plasma membrane. The coding region runs from base 1567 to 2868 and encodes 433 amino acids. NCBI's taxonomy places the organism in Eukaryota, Metazoa, Arthropoda, Malacostraca, Decapoda, Palaemonidae. The record is from RefSeq and is a predicted model, not a curated record. Gene Ontology annotation, molecular function: adenylate cyclase inhibiting G protein-coupled glutamate receptor activity.